GUGAAGAAGAUGGACCCUACUAGAAUUUCAAAAGAACAUGCACACUGUGUCAGAACACUUUUUGGACAUCAAGAAAAUACAGAUUUGCAUGAUACAUCCUUUGAAAAUCAAGACGUGAAGUUAAUGCCAGAAUCAUGUAGAAGCAUGAAACAGGCUCUCCAAAGAGCUGUGCAGAAGGAAGUCCAUCGUGUCAUUGGGAGAGCACCACCAAGACCAGAAAAAGCUGCAAUGGAGGCAUUGGGAAUGGAUCUGUACAAGAGAAACAAACCCGAGAAGCAGCCUUUUGCUCAUCUCAUUAUUGAUGAUAAGAAUAUUCCAUCUGGAACUCGGAAAGUGAACCUCACAUCCUGGCAUCAUGACAAAGGCCAGGCCAACUUAUCAAAUAUGACGUUCAGUGAUGGAAAGCUAAUUGUUAAACAAGAUGGAUUUUACUACCUUUAUGCCAACAUUUGUUUCAGACAUCAUGAAACUUCAGGAAACCUGACUAAGAGAGGGCUUCAGCUGAUGGUGUACAUGACUAAGACAAACCUUAAAAUAAGGCGCUCUGAUGUGUUGAUGAAGGGAGGAAGCACCAAAUACUGGUCGGGGAAUUCUGAAUUUCAUUUCUAUUCUGUAAAUGUGGGAGGGUUUUUUAAAUUAAAAUCUGGUGAAAUGAUAAGCAUCCAGGUAUCAAACCCAUUGCUACUGGAUUCAUCACAAGAAGCAACUUAUUUUGGGGCCUUUAAAGUAAGGGAUUUAGACUGA
Molecule: messenger RNA, 744 nt
Organism: Eurypyga helias (sunbittern)
Lineage: Eukaryota; Metazoa; Chordata; Aves; Eurypygiformes; Eurypygidae
Gene: TNFSF11
Product: tumor necrosis factor (ligand) superfamily, member 11
Exons: 5
Coding region: 10-744 (244 amino acids)
Biological process (GO): immune response
Cellular component (GO): membrane
Molecular function (GO): tumor necrosis factor receptor binding
Source: RefSeq, a predicted model, not a curated record